CUUGAAAAGAUUGUGAAAAUGCUGCUUGAGCACGGAGCUGAUGUCAAUGCCCAAGGUGGCCUCUAUGGAAACGCCCUUCAGGCGGCUUGUUCUAAUGGACACGAAAAAAUUGUGCAGUUGCUGCUGGAGCACAGUGCCGAUGUCAACACUCAAGGCGGUCUCUACGGAAACGCCCUUCAGGCAGCUUGUUCUAAAGGAUAUGAUGAGAUUGUGCUGAUGCUGCUCGAGCGCGGAGCGAAGAUA
Aspergillus eucalypticola CBS 122712 is the source of this 243-nucleotide messenger RNA. Its product is annotated as ankyrin repeat domain-containing protein. Gene Ontology annotation, molecular function: protein binding. The record is from RefSeq and is a predicted model, not a curated record. Lineage: Eukaryota; Fungi; Ascomycota; Eurotiomycetes; Eurotiales; Aspergillaceae. The transcript has a single exon. The annotation marks the transcript as partial.